AGGAAGUUGCAACGUAAUGGACUUUGCUUGCAAAAAGGUUUUAGUCACUUCCACAACGACUUCUGAGUCAACAAACUUCUCCAUCAACUUAAUUAUAUGAAAAAAAAAAAAAAAAAACAUCUCCUUCCUCAUCACCACUACAUCUUUCUUCUUCUUCUUCUUCUUCUUCUUCUUCUUCAUCAUCAUCUUCAUCUUCUUUGUUUAAUUACUAUGGCUGAGUUAACAAUCUUAGGAUGGUUUGCAACUCCAAUCAUAGAAGCCAUGGUUCACAAGGCACACUCCUACAUAUCAAACCACUUGCACCUGCACCCAUGCAUGGAGGAUGAUGAUGAGCUCCGUGCUCUUGAGUCCACCCUCACCCAAAUCCUCUCCGUCGUCUCCGUCGCCGAGUCGCUGCCGAUCGCCGUCAACAGCGCCAGCCACCACCGCGCGCUGCUUCGACAGCUGAGGGACGCCGCCUACGAGGCGGAGGACCUUCUCGACGAGUUCGGGUACCUGCUCCUCAGGGCCAAGGUGGAGUCCAAGAUCAUGGUGUUGUUAUCCCCUCCCCUUGCUGAUAAAUUUAGACACAAGCUGAAGAAGAUACUGAAGAAGCUGGAUCGAGUUAAUGCCUCCGCGGAGAGGCUCCUCCAUGUUGUUGGAUUAGAAAAUGGGAAUCCUAGCAUCACUAGUGCAAGUGCUCCACCUCAACAACAUGAAGCAGUUAUUGCGCGGCGCGCCACGAGCUCCUUCUUGCUCGAAAACCAAGUUUUCGGUCGGGACAAGGAGCAAGACGAGAUGUUGAAGUUGCUGCUUGAGCGCGACAGCCGAACAGGCCUCGUCAUUUCUGUGAUCGGAGAUGGAGGCGUCGGGAAGACUACUCUUGCUCAGAUAGUUUACAACGACCGGAGAGUGGCGGACCGUUUCGAUCUGCGGAUGUGGGUUUGUGUCUCGGAGAAUUUCGACUUGUCCAGGCUGACCAGAGAGAUCCUCUUGUCAGCGUGCGAUGAUGCGAACGGCUGCUUGCUGAAUCUCGACAAGCUUCAGGAGCAGCUCAAGAAGAGAGUAGCGUCGAAGAGGUUUCUGCUUGUGUUAGAUGAUGUGUGGAAUGAUGAGAGGAUCGAGGAGUGGGAGAACAAGGACAGAUGGAGGAAGCUUCUCGCGCCGCUACGAUUUGGUGGCCGAGGAAGCAAAAUAAUCGUGACCACUCGAUUGAAAAUGGUCGCGAGAAUGCUCGACGCUGAGAAUUCAAUCCACUUGAAGGGACUAGGAGAGGAUGAUUUUUGGUUGCUCUUCAAGAAGCAUGCCUUUGGCUCGGCACAGCACAAUGAGAAUUCAGAACUGCAAGAAGUAGGCAAACAGAUCGUGGAGAAGCUACAGGGGUCGCCUCUCGGGGCGAAGGUGGUCGGGGGAAUUCUGAACACUGAAAUGAGCGUUGAGAAUUGGAAGCGUGUUCUGAGAAGUCCAACAUGGGAUGGCAUCAUGCCUGUUCUCAGAUUAAGCUAUCGAAAUCUGCCGUCGCACCUUCAGCGUUGCUUCGCUUACUGCAGUAUCUUCCCCAAAGACUGGAAGUUUGAGCCGGAUAGCCUGAUUUACAUGUGGAUGGGACAGGGCUUCCUUCGACCCGAAGAAGGGAGCAACACCAGGAUGGAAGAGGUCGGGAGAAUCUACUUCUUCGAUUUGCUGGCAAGAUCUUUCUUUCAGAUACUCGAGCACAAUUACACGACGUACUACGUCAUGCACGACAUGAUACAUGACUUAGCUCAAUCUGUUUCUAAGGAAGAGUGUUUCAGAAUCGAGGGGAGCAAUGAGCAAAAGAUCCCAUCUACUGUCCGCCACUUAUCGAUCAACACUGAUGUUCUAACACAGCUUGAGAAGAGUUGA
Molecule: messenger RNA, 1863 nt
Organism: Ananas comosus (pineapple)
Lineage: Eukaryota; Viridiplantae; Streptophyta; Magnoliopsida; Poales; Bromeliaceae
Product: disease resistance protein RGA2-like
Exons: 2
Coding region: 97-1863 (588 amino acids)
Biological process (GO): defense response to other organism
Molecular function (GO): ADP binding
Source: RefSeq, a predicted model, not a curated record